CGCCUUUGGGAAGGUCGCAGGCGGUCAGCAAGGUGAAAGCUGCCUGGGCGGUCACCGCCUUCAGGGCGCGCGAGCUCUCUGCUCUUCUGCAGCCUGGAUUCUGGCGAGGGCAGCUGCGCCCAGAUCCCACAGCAGAAGCCAUGGCGAAGUCCAGGGGCCGUCUGUACCUUUGGAUCUGUUUGAUUGCAGUGCUGGCAUCUUUUCUGGCGGGCUUUAUGGUGGGUUGGUUUAUUAAGCCUCUCAAAGAAACAACCAGUGCAACACACCAUCAUCAAAGUAUACGAGAGAAACUGUUAUCAGAAAUGAAAGCUGAAAACAUUAAAUCAUUUCUUCGUUCUUUCACAAAACUUCCUCAUCUGGCAGGAACAGAACAAAAUUUACUACUUGCCAAAAAAAUUCAAGCCCAGUGGAAGAAAUUUGGACUUGAUUCAGCCAAUUUAGUCCAUUACGAUGUUCUCCUAUCUUACCCUAACGAGGCAAAUGCUAACUGCAUAUCGAUUGUGGAUGAACAUGGAACUGAGAUAUUCAAAACAUCACACCUUGAACCACCUCCAGAUGGAUAUGAGAACGUUACAAAUAUUGUACCACCAUAUAAUGCUUUCUCAGCCCAAGGCAUGCCAGAGGGAGAUCUCAUAUAUGUGAACUAUGCUCGUACUGAAGACUUUUUCAAAUUAGAAAGAGAGAUGAACAUAAACUGCACUGGAAAAAUUGUUAUUGCAAGAUAUGGGAAGAUCUUCAGAGGAAAUAAAGUUAAAAAUGCCAUGUUAGCAGGAGCCAUAGGAAUCAUCUUAUACUCAGAUCCAGCCGACUACUUUGCUCCUGGGGUACAGCCAUAUCCCAAAGGAUGGAACCUUCCUGGAACUAUAGCCCAGAGAGGAAAUGUAUUAAAUUUGAAUGGUGCUGGUGACCCGCUUACUCCAGGCUAUCCAGCUAAAGAGUAUACCUUCAGACUAAAUGUUGAAGAAGGAGUGGGAAUCCCAAAAAUACCUGUACAUCCUAUUGGAUAUAAUGAUGCAGAAAUAUUAUUACGCCACUUGGGAGGAACUGCUCCACCAGGUGAGAAUUGGAAGGGAGCUCUCAAUGUGGGUUACAAUAUUGGACCUGGCUUUACUGGGAAUGAGUCUUUCAGGAAAGUUAGAAUGCAUGUUCAUAAUACCAACAAAAUUACAAGGAUUUACAAUGUAAUUGGAACGAUCAGAGGAUCUGUAGAACCUGACAGGUAUGUUAUUCUGGGAGGUCACCGUGACUCUUGGGUUUUUGGAGGUAUUGACCCAACCACUGGGACUGCUGUUUUGCAAGAAAUUGCUCAGAGUUUUGGAAAACUGAUAAGUAGAGGCUGGAGACCUAGGAGAACUAUCAUUUUUGCCAGUUGGGAUGCAGAAGAAUUUGGAUUGCUGGGUUCUACAGAAUGGGCUGAGGAGAAUGCAAAAAUACUCCAGGAGAGAAGUAUUGCUUAUAUCAACUCAGAUUCAUCUAUAGAAGGCAAUUAUACUCUCAGAGUUGACUGUACACCCCUUCUUUACCAGUUGAUGUAUAAACUGACAAAAGAGAUUCCUAGCCCAGAUGAUGGUUUUGAGAAUAAAUCACUUUAUGAAAGUUGGUUGGAAAAAGACCCUUCACUUGAAAAUAAAGGUUUUCCUAGAAUCAACAAGUUGGGAUCUGGAAGUGAUUUUGAAGCUUAUUUUCAGAGGCUUGGAAUUGCUUCAGGCAGAGCUCGUUACACCAAGAAUAGGAAAACAGAUAAAUAUAGCAGCUACCCUGUAUAUCACACAAUUUAUGAAACAUUUGAAUUAGUAGAGAAUUUCUAUGACCCCACAUUUAAGAAACAGCUUUCUGUGGCUCAGCUACGAGGAGCACUAGUAUAUGAGCUUGCAGACUCUACAAUAAUUCCUUUCAAUAUUCAAGACUACGGAACAGCUUUGGAAAACUAUGUAGCAAGUAUCUUCAAUUUAUCCAAGAAAUAUGACCAGCAAUUGAAAGAUGAGGGAGUAUCAUUUGACUCCAUGUUUUCUGCUGUGAAAAACUUCUCAGAGGCUGCUUUAGAUUUUCAUAGAAGACUUACAGAAGUUGAUCUUAAUAAUCCCAUUGCAGUGAGAAUUAUGAAUGACCAAUUGAUGUUUCUGGAAAGAGCAUUCAUUGAUCCCCUUGGUUUACCAGGGAGAAAGUUCUAUAGGCACAUUAUCUUUGCUCCAAGUAGCCACAACAAAUAUGCUGGAGAAUCAUUUCCUGGGAUUUAUGAUGCUAUGUUUGAUAUUGAAAAUACAGCAGACCCUCAUUUGGCCUGGACAGAAGUAAAGAAACAGAUUUCUAUUGCAGCUUUCACAAUUCAAGCAGCAGCAGAAACACUGAAAGAAGUGUUAUAGAAAUGCACCAGUCAAGUGAACAAUUAUUAAAAAUGUUCCUGAAAGUCUGAGGAUGAAUUAGUCUUUCUGUUUGAUGACUCAUGAAGCAGAGUGUUCUCAAAUCUUGAUGUUCACAUCAGGGUAUUUUGACUUUUUCAUGCAUGGUCAGAGAAACUGAAAAUGGAAAUAACCAAAUGUCCAUCAACAGAUGAAUGGAUAAAUUGUGGUAUAUCCAUAAGGGAAUACUACUCAGCAAUAAAAAUAAAAGCAUUGUUACUGGCAGACAUUGUUGAAUGACAGAAGUUAGGCAUAGAAAAGUACAUAAGGCAAAACUAAUUACAUGAAUAAGUGUUAAACUAGAUAGAAAUCAGUGAUUGUGCAAGUGGUAGGAGGGGAGGAAUGACCACAAAGAUGUAUGGGGAAUCUUUCUUGGCUAAAUGAGUUUUCUGUAUCUUGAGCUGUUACAGAGGUGUAUACAUUUGCCAUACUCCAUCAUGCUAAAAAUGUGUACAUUUUACUGUAUGAAAAUUAUGCCCUGAUAAAUGUAAUUACAAAAAAUAAAGGUCUGGUAG
Molecule: messenger RNA, 2914 nt
Organism: Sciurus carolinensis (gray squirrel)
Lineage: Eukaryota; Metazoa; Chordata; Mammalia; Rodentia; Sciuridae
Gene: Naalad2
Product: N-acetylated alpha-linked acidic dipeptidase 2
Exons: 19
Coding region: 141-2363 (740 amino acids)
Molecular function (GO): carboxypeptidase activity
Source: RefSeq, a predicted model, not a curated record